This is a messenger RNA of Encephalitozoon cuniculi GB-M1, 2241 nucleotides long. RefSeq lists its product as uncharacterized. The transcript has a single exon. The record is from RefSeq and is marked provisional. The coding region runs from base 1 to 2241 and encodes 746 amino acids. Lineage: Eukaryota; Fungi; Microsporidia; Unikaryonidae. Gene Ontology annotation, molecular function: ubiquitin-protein transferase activity.
AUGAACUCAUGCCUCAAAGAUGAGUACAAGCAGCAGAUGACAGGGUGCUGUAGUCAAAUACCCUGUUACAAGGUGUUCUGCAGGGAUGGGCUCGAGGAUGAAGCUGCCGAGACACUGUCUGAGCUAUUUUCGAGAUAUGGAGACGUGUUUCUGUGCAGGAAUAUACGCAGGACUAUUGAGCAAACUUCUUCCAUAAGUGUUGAUGCUAGUGGGAGCGUGAUCCUGGACUUCUUCUUUCGUUUAGGCACGAUGGGGCCCAGAAGAGGCACGUCUGUGGAGGAAAGCAGAUUCGGCCCGGACAGUGGCCCGGAACUCUAUGUCAAGGACAGAGAGAGCAGAGGCGUCCUGAGAAUGGAAAAUGGAAUGCAGUCUGUCGAGUGGGCCAAGAGGAUGUUCAGAAAGAAAGGCACCCCGCUUUCCAAGGGCCAUAGGUCCGACGAUAGGUUUGGAUGUCUGAAGAUCAAUGAGAUGAGGGGCGAGUUUGAUGCCACUACCAGACUUGAUCACUCCAUUUGCGGCCUGAUCUCCGGAAAGGAGGAAAUCACGGUGGAAGACAGGUAUAUUCUUAUUGGGGUGCUGCAGCUACUGCUUAAGAAGUACGAAGGCUCACUGCAUUUUACUCUUGGGAUGAUUAUUCUCAGGAUUUACUGCACAAUAAGCAAAUAUGGUGAUGUUGAUGAGACAUAUUACCCGACCCUGUAUAAGACGUUCGACAGCAUUCGCAGCCUAUAUAGCGAAAUGCUCAAAAAGACCACGCUCAGCGAAGGCAUCACGUGCAGGGGAGAAAGGAUAGAUUCCAGGGGAGAUAUGCCGAUCUGCAUAUACUUACCUAAGUUUACAAAGGUUGAUCUUUCAAUGCUUGUAGACAACAUAACCUGUAUUCUUAAUUCCUCGGAGGUGGUUGAUAGCAGAGAGAGCAAGAGGAUCGACAAUUUGCUGAGUAUACUGCACCUGCUAUACCUUGUGAAUGAAGAGUGUGGACUACUCAGCUACAAGAAGUUCUAUCUGGUCUCUUUUUGCUCCCGAAUGAAUUUCCGUGAGGAGUUCAAGCACUUCAGGGCGAAGUCAAAAACACCUCUCAACUUUCAGUUUAUUCUCCCUGUGCACAUUAAGGCAGAACUGAUCAAGUACGAGAACAACGACAGGAUGAAGACCUCUCUGCAGGAUUCGUUCUUCAAGUCGCUGUUUGAAGGACACGUGGAUCCGUAUCUGUUUAUCACGGUCAGCAGGGAAACUGUGUACAGAGAUAGCAUUGAGAUAUUCAAAAAGAUAAAUGUUUUGGAUGCCAGGAAGCAGCUUAGAAUCACGUUUAGGAACGAGGAGGGCGUAGACUCUGGAGGGAUAAGAAAAGAGUACUUCCAGCUCCUGAGCCAAGAGAUAAAGGAGGACGAAAGGCUGUUUGAGCACACGGAGAACAGGAUCUGGAUCAGGCCCCACGAAGGAGACGGGGAGGGAUAUGAGGCCAUUGGCCGGAUAAUCGCCAUAGCGCUUUACAACAAUGUUGUCCUUAACAUUCCGUUCCCAAGCCUGUUUUUCAAGAAGCUUCUUGACAGAAGGCCAACUCUUGACGAUCUCAGGGAGAUAUCCUCUGGGAUAGCUACAUCUCUGAGAAACCUGCGAAGGCUCUCAAGGGAUGAGGUCGAUAGCCUGGACCUCAGGUUUGUUGUUGAGCACAGCGUUGAUGGAAUUCCGAGGUCGUACCCCCUUGUAAAAAAUGGAGAGGACAUAAAGCUGACGUCUGAAAACAUGAGGCUGUUUAUUGAGAAGUAUGUUGAGUUUCACACAGACGCCCUUAUAAAGCCCCAGUUCGAAUCCAUCAAAAGAGGGUUCUACUCGAUAAUUGACAAGGAUAAGCUGGCGUACCUGGAUCCAAAGGAGCUGGAAAAGAUAAUGAUGGGGUCGAAUACAUUUGAUAUCAAGGCAAUAAGAUCCACGACCACAUACUCAGGAUUCAGGGAGGACUCUCCCAUCAUUGUCUACUUCUGGGAGAUAUUUGAAGCAUUCAACAGGAAGAAGAGGAAGAAGCUCCUUCAGUUCAUCACAGGGAACGAUAGAAUACCUGUUUCCGGGCCUGCAUCAUUGAAGCUUGUCAUAAUGCGAAACGGAUGCGAUACAGACAGACUACCCUCCUCACAGACCUGUUUCAACACCCUGCUGCUCCCAGAAUACUCGUCCAAAGACAAGUUGGAGGGAAAGCUCGAAACUGCCUUGGAGCUGACUGCAGGAUUCUUUCUGCUUUGA